Nematocida major is the source of this 1215-nucleotide messenger RNA. RefSeq names its product tRNA pseudouridine synthase 10. The transcript has a single exon. The coding region runs from base 1 to 1215 and encodes 404 amino acids. Lineage: Eukaryota; Fungi; Microsporidia. Gene Ontology annotation, biological process: tRNA pseudouridine synthesis. Gene Ontology annotation, molecular function: RNA binding; pseudouridine synthase activity. The record is from RefSeq and is a predicted model, not a curated record.
AUGAAAAGGAAAAAUCCGGAAGAAAUUUACAGCGAAAUUUUGGCCAAAAUAUCCGAAAAGACCACGGGCCGAGACCUUUUCGACAACACACAGAUUUCUAUACGGGACGAAACAGAGAUGGAAAUAAGCCCCGAAAAAACGCUUAAGGAAUACCUGAAGGAAAAGCUUGUCUCUUUAUAUGGGAGGCAAACUGCUGGCGAGUACUGCACCGUGUUUGAGAUCACGGUUCGGCCAGACUCUGUUUCUGUGGAGGUAACCAGCGACCCUGUCUUUGUGUGCGGGAGGUACAGGAAAAACAAGAGGGGAAUAUCGAACACUCCGAUGGUCUUUGGCUCGAGGCCUCCCCGGAGGAGGGCGCAGAAGCCUGCGGAGGGUCUCCCGGAAGCGCCCGAGCCGAGGAUUCCGGCUGUCUCCGACUGGAUGGACCCCAUCACAAAGCACUUUGGGGGCACGAAGUGCGUGUUUAUGUCUGGAGGGCGCGAGGACUACGACGUCCGCAUGCUUGGAAAUGGACGGCCUUUUCUGUGCCGGAUAGAAGACCCGAAAAAGAAUCUUCCGAGAAAGGUUGGGGCAAUGUGCACGGUUAUUUCGGAAGAGGGCUGUGCGGUGGAGGAGUAUGUUAUAGAGUACAAGGCGAUAGAAGUGCCGUACAGAAUGAGCAGGGACGUGGAGGUUCUGCAAACGUGCUUGGUGGACGGGGGCAGGGCCAUGAAGGAAAUGAAGAAAAUAGAGGAGGAGCACUGCAAAGAGUACUCGGUGAAAGUUUUUUGCAAGGCCCCGUGGGAAACUGUGCUGGAAAGAGUGCAGGCCUCCUUCUGGGAGAAAAGCGGGGAGAAGGCCGUGCUUAAGACGCCUGCGCUUGAAAUACGCCAGAAGACGCCGAUUCGGGUGAUGCACAGAAGGGCCAACCUGGUGCGGCAGAAGUAUCUGCACGCUUGCACGGUAGAGAAAGAGGGCGAGUUUAUGCGCCUGCACAUAAAGUCUUCGUCUGGCGCAUACAUAAAGGAGUUCGUAAACGGAGACAUGGGAAGGACACGGCCGUCUCUUUCCGAAGUGGUGGGGGAGUUUUGCGAUGUGGUGGAGCUGGACGUUUUGUCUGUUGAGGACACGUUCCCAGACAGGGAGUGUGUUCUCGCAGAGGUGAAGCUGUGCACGCCAGGCCCAGGGGAGGGCGAGGCAGAGGCUGCUGAAGCGUGUUUGGAGGGCGUAUUAUAG